AUGGAUCUCUCAUCCGGCUCUAUCCACAACGUCUCGUAUUUCGAGCUCAGCUGGUCCAUUCUCAGCACCAUCGGGCUGUUUACGACUCUUCUCGGGAUCUGGGCGGUGCUGAUUACUCGGCCUAGUCCGUUGAGUUAUAUUCCGAUUGUGGUGUCGGCUGCGUGUGCGGCUGCGAAUGGAUUGUGUUAUUUUUCCUACUAUACGUUUCAUUCGGUUCUCAAUCGUAUGGUCGGCAGCGCGUUCGCUGAUAUCUUCUGGCUGAUCCAAGAAGCCGGCCUUUCCUUCUACAGUUACCAAAUACUGUCGCACACACUCCGCGAUCGCUCGCGAGUCAUCUUCCUCAUCAUCUUCUGGCUCUUCAUGCUUGCCAUCCUCGCUCUCCGUCUCGUAAUUCUCACCACUCGUCUCCUCGACAUCCAAUCCUCAUCCAGCCAGUCCCUCCAACACCGCAUCUCCUACCUCCACGUCGGUUACUUCGUUACCAUCGCCCUCGUCGAAUCCUGGAGCUCCUUUUUCCUCAUCCGUCUCCUUCAUAAGGCGCGCGACCUCUCGCCUAAAGUCUCAUCCACUCGUUCCGUGUUUCGAUAUUUGUUACGAACGACGGAGCUUAGAUUGGCUAGUCUUUGUGCUGUGGGCGUUACACGCGCGGUCACUUAUUCGUGGCAGGUCACGGCUCAGAGCGCGGUUAGUGUGCCGGGGGAAUUAGAUCGGUUUGUUUAUGCGGUUGAGUGUUUGUUUCCGUUGGUUUUGAUGUGA
Molecule: messenger RNA, 756 nt
Organism: Aspergillus melleus
Lineage: Eukaryota; Fungi; Ascomycota; Eurotiomycetes; Eurotiales; Aspergillaceae
Exons: 2
Coding region: 1-756 (251 amino acids)
Source: RefSeq, a predicted model, not a curated record